Molecule: messenger RNA, 7987 nt
Organism: Loxodonta africana (African savanna elephant)
Lineage: Eukaryota; Metazoa; Chordata; Mammalia; Proboscidea; Elephantidae
Gene: SOCS1
Product: suppressor of cytokine signaling 1
Exons: 1
Coding region: 636-1292 (218 amino acids)
Biological process (GO): phosphatidylinositol phosphate biosynthetic process; intracellular signal transduction
Cellular component (GO): phosphatidylinositol 3-kinase complex
Molecular function (GO): 1-phosphatidylinositol-3-kinase regulator activity
Source: RefSeq, a predicted model, not a curated record
CCGCCCGCGGCGCCCAGCGCCCCGCCGCCAGGUGAGCCGGCCACUGGGCAGGAGGAGGGAGAGGGGAGGAAAGGAGCACAGCUGGUCGGCCAGCCAACUGGGCGGCCGCGGAGGCUACUAGCUGGGGUCGCGGCGACCACGCCCCCAGCCCCCGGGCCGCACCCAGGCCGACCUCCGCGUGCGGGGUACCCGCAGCGUGGUCUUUCUCCUGCCUUUGCCCAAAUCCCCGGAACGAGGCGCUGGUCCCCGCCCUGGCCAGCAGGCGGCGAACCGAGGGCCGGGCGGCCAGAGUCGGGCAGGCUUCUCCCGGGCACUCUCUCCACGCCCCCUUCUGCGACCCAAACCCCGUGCGACCUGGAGCCUGGGCUCCGCCCUCGCUGAGCCACCACCCGCCUGGAACUGUUCCGCGGACGGGAAGCCCAUUUUACUGAAGAGCCCACUGAGGCUCAAGAGAGCCGUGCGGACUUGGAACCUACUUCGGCCCCUUAGGGUCGAUUCGGCCUGGAGCCCUACCCCUUCCCAGGUGCCUCGCGGCCCCUCACCUGCCCAGCCGCACCCGCUCACUGCCUCUGUCUCCCCCAUCAGCGCACCCCCGGACGCUAUGGCCCACCCCUUCGGCUGGCCCCGCGUGUAGGAUGGUAGCACACAACCAGGUGGCAGCCGACAAUGCAAUCUCCACGGCAGCAGAACCCCGACGGUGGCCAGAGCCUUCCUCCUCCUCCUCCGCACCCGUGGCCCCGGCGCGCCCGCGGCCCUGCCCGGCGGCCCCGGCCCCGGCCCCGGCCCCGGCCCUGGCACCGGCCCCGGGCGACACACACUUCCGCACGUUCCGCUCGCACGCUGAGUACCGGCUCAUCACGCGCGCCAGCGCCCUCCUCGACGCCUGCGGCUUCUACUGGGGACCCCUGAGCGUGCACGGGGCGCACGAGCGGCUGCGCUCGGAACCCGUGGGCACCUUUCUGGUGCGCGACAGCCGCCAACGGAACUGCUUCUUCGCCCUCAGCGUGAAGAUGGCCUCGGGCCCCACUAGCAUCCGCGUGCACUUCCAGGCCGGCCGCUUCCACCUGGACGGCAGCCGCGAGAGCUUCGACUGCCUCUUCGAGCUGCUGGAGCACUACGUGGCGGCGCCGCGCCGCUUGUUGGGGGCCCCGCUGCGCCAGCGCCGCGUGCGGCCACUGCAGGAGCUGUGCCGUCAGCGUAUCGUGGCCACCGUGGGCCGUGAGAACCUGGCGCGCAUCCCCCUCAACCCUGUCCUCCGGGACUACCUGAGCUCCUUCCCCUUCCAGAUCUAACUGGCCGCGCCCGCCCAGCACGCAGCAUUAACUGGGGCGCUUUGUCAUUAUUUUUCUAUUAUUAAUUAUUAUUAUUUGCCUGGAACUACAUGGGUGCCCUCCCCGCCUGGGCUGGAGGGAGCGGGUGUGGGGGGCGAGGCACCACCCGCUCUCUGCUGGAGUUGAGGCCACAGCCCCCUCCCCACCUGUUGGGGGGCGCGCCCCUCCUGGUGCUCCCUCUGGGUCCCCCUGGUUGUUGUAGCAACUUAACUUAACUGUAUAUGGGGCCAGGACCUGAACUCGAUCCUCCUACCUCUUCAUGUUUACAUAUACCCAGUAUCUUUGCACAAACCAGGGGUUGGGGAGGGUCUCUGGCUUGAUUUUUCUGCUGUGCAGAAUCCUAUUUUAUAUUUUUUACAACCAGUAAUAAACUUUAUUAUGAAAGUUUUUUUUUUUUAAGGAAAAAAGGUUUCUAGAGCGUGUGCUUUGGUCCCAGGUUUUCUUUGUUCUGGAAGGACUUGGGGGGCAAAGGGUCCUAAGACUGACCUGCUGAGCUGGAGGUGGAGGUGGCUCGUGUUUUGUGGCUCUGAGCCUUGCUGGGUUCCACACACAACCUGGGGGACAAGGCAGUGGUCUCCUUUUGGUGCCUUGGUGGUGUGUGUGUCUGGUGAAGUAGCAGCUCAUGUUGGAGCACUUCGCAUGCCAGGCCCUGUUCUGUGCUUUACAUGCUUAAGAUUACUUAACCCCGUUACAGAAGAGAAAACUGAGGCACGGGUAAAUUUGCCUGUGGUCACCCUUGUGUCAAAGAAGGCACUUGGGCUUUUCUGGCUGUUCACCAAGAAAUCUGUUUGAAAUGGAUGACAGAGAGGAAACUACUUUCUUUCUAUGGCCCCAACAACUUCCAGGAAGAGGGUGGGGGUUUGAUGAGUUUUUGGAAGGAGUCACACAUUCUGAAGCUCCUGCAUCAAGGGAGACAUUUCAGAUGGGAUGGGGAUGCAGGGUUGGGUCUGACUUCCUCCUUCCCACCCUGUUCUGUCUUGUGUACUUUUUGGUGAAUGUAAAACUUGCAGUGAGAAAGAGGCUCUGUGGUCUGUGGUGGUAGGAGGGUGCUGCUGGUGGCUUUGGGCAAUUCCCUUUGCCUUUCUGGGCCUCAGCUUCUACCUCAAAAAUGGGCUGCCUGGAGGAGGUGGUGCAUGGUGGAGGAGGUGACGUUCUCAGGAGUUGGGGAAGGCCGCUCCAAGAUGCUGGUGGAGCUGGCCUAGAGCGCCAGAAAGUGCCCGGGACACAGGUUUUACAGCGGCCCGCCUGACAGAUGGGCAGUGCUGGGAACUUGGAGGCUGCACUGCCUCACACGGUGAAUUGAAUCAUUUUCAGGUUUGGGGUUAAGCAGCCUGGAGGACACUUCACGCUUCAUUUUUAAAAGUUAAAAUGGCUCUCUGCAGCCUUGGACACGCUUAUAAUUGAGUGUCCUAAUACUUAAUAACACCUUUCAGACUUGAAAGUGCAGCAUAAAAUUAAUUUGAUGCUGGAGAGCUGGAGCGCCAGGUUUUCCUUGGGGAUUAAAUAGGCUCCAUUCCUCAAGGUUAAGGAUUUAAGAGAUUUAGGAUCUCAGAGAGCUUCAGCCAUUUCAUCCUUGCAUAAGGUAGGGCUGGAGGGAAGGAGGUUAUGUCUUGUCUCUGUGGCUCCAAGGAGAUGCUGUUUUUUUCUUUUCUUUUUUCAAAUCGCCCCCCUGCCCUUUGUUCUGUGCUGUCCUGGUAAGAAUUAAAUCCUGUCCUUGUUCUGACUUUCCUGUCUCCUACGCCCUUGGGCAGUGCCCAGAGACAUGGAGCAAUCCCAGAAGGCAAUGCUUGGGGAUCUGGUUAUAAUGAUAAUUAACAGCCACACUGUGUGAUUUUACAGAUGGGAAAACAGAGGCUCAGAGAGGCUCAAAGCAAGUUUGGCUCAAAGCAAGUGGCAGAGUCAGAUUUUUAAACCCAGACAUUAUCAAUGCAGAGCCUGUGUGCCACUAGGCAACACAACCUCCCACGAGAGCCCAACAGUUGCAAUAAUACCAGCAGCAGCUAACAUUUAUGUAACACUUCCCAGUGCCCUAAACCCAUUGCUGUUGAGUCGAUUCCAACUCAUAGCUACCCUACAGGACAGAGUAGAACUAUCCCAUAGGGUUUCCCAGGCUGUAAACCUUUACAGUGGCAGACCCACAUUUUUCUCCCAUGGAGUGGCCAGUGGAUUCAAACCACCAACCGUUCAGUUUGCAGCCAGAUGCUCAACCACUGUACCACCAGAGCUCUCUCCAAGUGCCCUAGUUACCUAUCUUAACCACCCGAGCCCUAUGGUUUAAGUCCUGUCAACAUCCUCAUUUUACAGAUGAGGAAACAUGGCCUCAUCUAAAAAAGGAUGAAUUUGCCAAGGAAAAGGCACAGUAGGUAGUUUACAGUAUACUAAAGGUUUUUUUUUUUCCUCCUUUUAAAAGUUAUAUUUUCGUUCCACAAGUGUUAGAUACACAAGCCCAUUCCCCUUAUAAAACCCGGAGAAAGGCCCUUCCGACCACGUUUCCCAGAGUUGGCCCCUUCUCCCUCCAUGUAUUCUUUUUUAAAAGUCUAUACUAACAUUGGAAACCCUGGUGGUGUAGUGGUUAAGAGCUCCAGCUGCUAACCAAAAGGUUGGCAGUUCAGAUCCACCAGGCACUCAGUUCUACUUUGUCCUAUAGGGUCACUAUGAGUUGGAAUCGACCCUACGGCAGCGGGUCAGGUUUUUUAUACUAACAUACCUACGGUGACCUAAAAGUCCCCGAGUGCACUCCAGGUGCCUGGGGGGCUGAAGUCUUCUGUACGGCCCAGCGCAGGCACCAUUGCAGAGGAAAAGGCUGGGCUGGGGGUGGCAUGUGGCUUCCCGGGGUGUGCAGAUUCUCUAUCUCUCUCAAACCUCAGCUUCAUGAUUCAGCAGUGCUGACGUCAAUUUACAAGAAUGAAAAGUGAGAGGAGGGUUUGUGUGUGUGAGGGCUGGAGUGGGGGCCCAGGUGCAGCCGGGGCAUCCCCCCUGUAGGAGCGGGGGAGCCGGGGCCGCGCAGGGUGUGCAGAAUGAGGAGGAGGUCUGUGUGCCAGGUGUGGGGAUAGGCUCUGACAGGAUCACAGUGGCCCCUGAACUGGGGACUCUGAUCCCCAUUUCGCAGAUGAGGAGAUAGAAGCUCAGAGAAGUGCAGUCACUUGCUCAAGGUCACACAACCCAAAAGCGACGGCCAGGAUUCCCACCAGGGCCAUCUCACUCUAUACGCCAGGCCAGGGUUCCUCCAAGUGGGGGAAUCUUGUGAAAACGCAUAUUCCCAGGCCUCACACCUCCCUUGAUUCUCCCAACCUUGUGGGUAGGUACUGUUAUCCCACAGCCAGGGAGUGGAGAGCUGGAAUUGGAACUUGCAACCUGGCCUUAGAGCCUCUUCUAUGAGGUAAUGAAGGUAAAAUACCUGCAAGACCCUGGUCUGCAGCAGGUGCUCAAUGCAUGUCUGAAUAAUGAGGUGCUGAAUAGAUGACAGUGGGCUCACGUAAACAUUGACUGAGUACCUACUAUGUUCCAGGCACUAUUUAAGGCCAAGAGAUACAGGAAUGAACCAAAUAGAGGGAGUCCGGAGUUCACGUUCAGGGCCUCAGACAAUUAAAUAGUAAAUUGAAGGAACACUACUGGCAGUGACAGAGCUCAGUGAAAAUGCAAUGGGGUGGUUCGACAGUGGGUGGGGCCAUUUCAGAAGGAAAGGCGAGGAAGGCUCCCCUGAAGUGACACAGGCUGCUGUGCCUGGAGUGACAGGAAGGGGAAGAGGGAGGCGUUUAUUACAGGCAGAGGGGACAGCAGGCACAAAAGCCCUCAGCUGGGAGCAAGUUCAGCCCAUUCGCUGGGGAGUGAAGGUGGAGUGGCUGGAGAUGAGAUGGAAGGGUGGGCAGGGCCACAGCAGACCCUGUACGCCAUGGUGAGGAGUGUGGAUCUGAAGUGUGAUGGGAGCCCUGGGGAGGGGAAACUGCACUGUGAUGAGAUCCCUCUGGCUGCUGGGUGGAGAAGAACUGAGGCAGGGAGAACUGGUGAGGUGGGCUUUGGUUUUCCUGCCUUAUUACAUGUUUAUUUGAAGAUGGGGGGCGUGAAGUGGUUCAUUCCAGCCAAUCAGGCCAAUGGCAAGGGAGGGACAGGCACAGGACCUGCCUGGUGGAAUGCAGGGACCGAGUGUGGUCCAGGCCUGGAAUGGCCAGCCUUGGUGCAAGCAUUUAUCAGAAACCCCAAGUAUGACUAGAUGCAAGCUUGGGUUGAACGGGGUCCUAGGGUAUGGCCCACAGGCCCCAGGGAGGAGCUUCCUGGGACAAUGGUCACCUAUACAGGGCAGAGAGAAGGUGAGGAAGAGCACACAGGAUCUAAAAGGAGGUGGAUGUAGUCAGUGACACCUGAUGCCUGCUUUGCAUCCUCCUGAUCUGCCCCUCCUGCCCCCUACCUGCCCUCCCACUGCCAUCACCCAGGGAUCUCCAGGGGCUAGGCUUCCAGGGGGAAUAACAUGGUGGGCGUGGCUUGAUUUUGGGAGUCUCAAGUUUCCUCAGAGAGGAGUGCGUUUUUUCACCAAAGCAAAUUCCAGCGGGACCAAUGGGUCCAAAGUUGGUCUUCAGACUGCUCCUCCUACCCUGGUCAUGACCCUGGGACUUAAUAGAGAACCAUCAAGGAAAGCUGGGAUUCCAGGUUCUCCAAGUGCCUGGUCCCAAUACAAGCCCCCCCCCCCCACCCGGGUCGGGCAUCGCGAAGCCCCAGCCUUUCAAUGACACCCUACUUCUCUCAGAAGGCCCACCUCCCAACGGGUCCCACGAGGCCUUCAAGUGGCCUCUGCCCACGGGUCUGGCCUUAGAACUCACCACUCCCCUUCCAGCCACUGGGCCUUUGCGCGCGCUGUCCUCUCGCUUCAUGCCUCCUCUUUGGUGAUUCCCAGCCGGUUGCAGGGCAGUGUGCCAGUUCUAGUGGAGUCUGGGUCAGGGGCCCCACCGAGAGGCCGUCGCCCCCGCCCGAGAGUCCCCACCGCUCCGGUCCUCCAGCACCACGUGCCGCGCUCUGAUGACGCCAUGGCGCCACCCUCCCCAGCAGCCACCACCGACCCUCUGGAAGUGAGCUCAGUUCCUGGGUUUUUGUCGCCCCCGCAGGGUCCUAACACCGCCAAAUGCGUGCUGCCCCUUGUCUUAUCUGCGGACUCUCCGGGAGUCUUCAAAGUCUCCGAGGCCCAAGGAGGGCGUGUCGCGUGGGCAUGCCAGUUGAAGACCAUCACAGCGGAUCUCCCUCCACCUGCUGAGUUCUCAGAGAGCAAAAAGCGUUCCCAUCCCCUUCUAGUCCACCACACAGAGCCCUGCCUGACCCCCAACUCACAGCCCUUAGGUCCUGAGCCUCUUUUCUUCCUCUGGAAGUGGGGCACAAACCACAUGGGCGAAGAUCUCGUGGAAGAACGCCCAUAAAAUACUUAAUACGGGAUCCAAAAAAAAAAAAAAAAACCCAAACCCGUUGCUGUCCAGUCAAUCCCGACUCAUGGCAGCCCCAUGUGUUACAGAGUACACUGAGCUCUAUAGGGUUUUCUUGGCUAUAAUCUUUAUGAAGGCAGAUCUCCAGGCCUUUCUUCCUCGAUGCUGCUGGGUGGUUCGAACUGCCAAUCUUUCAGUUAGUAGCUGAGAGCAAACCACUUGCACCACCCAGGAACCUUAAUAUGGGAUAGAUGUCCAGUAAUUGGCAUUGCCCUCUCUGCUUCUUGAUGACUCUGGCAUUGCUGCUGUUUUAAAAUAAUGGUACUUAUUGCACACCUAAUGGGCACUAGAUACUUUGCCUAGGUUACCUUGUGAGGAAACUAAGGCUCAGAAAGGUGAGGAAUUGACUCCAUUGCAUUCUGUAAAUAGCAGAAACAGAGUUUGACCCUGGGUACGACUGACAGCCAAGCUCACGCUCUUACACACUGCAGUGCCAGCUUAAGGGUUCACGGGUUUGUUUGUUUCUGACACCAAAGACCACCUAAAGGAUGUGUGAAGCCACAGAAUCAGCCAGGUCCUUUCUCCACAGGACAGCCUGGGAAGCUGAGAGAGGCCCUGGGCUUAUCUGAAAGACUGUUUUAGAACGCAGUCUUGCAGAGCACCCAGGGCUGCUUGGUCAGAAGGGACCCUGGAGAAGUGGCUCUGGGGCAGCCAGGAGCCCUGGCAGCUGGUGGGGGGCUGUGAAUGCAAAUGAGGAUGGGUAGGGACACGGAUGGUAUGAGCCAGAAAGCUGGAUCCUGUGCAAGAGCAGGGCUGGGAGGGUGACAUUCAGGGGUGGCCCCACCUGGGGACCUACAGGGACCUGUGCCUUGAGACAGACUCCCUCCUCUCACAUGUGGAUCCACCUGGGAGGGGCAGCCAGAGGCAGGAUGAACAAGGGGAGGGGGACAAGACCUGGACAAAUCAGCCUUGGAGGGCCCUUCCCUACCGACAUUUCACUCUGGGUAGCAGCAUGCAGGAGGAGAAAGAGCUGGAAUCUGGUACGUGGGUUCAAGCCUCACUGCAACAAUGCAGCCUUAGUGGUUUCAUUCAUAAAACAGGGAUUAUACUCAAUUAUAGAGCCCUGGUGGUGCAGUGGUUAACAGUUCAGCUGCUAACCAAAAAGUCAGCAGUUCGAAUUCACCAGCCACUCCUUGGAAACCCUAUGGGGCAGUUCUACUCUGUCCUACAGGGUUGCUAGGAGCCAGAAUG